Paramecium tetraurelia is the source of this 3186-nucleotide messenger RNA. RefSeq lists its product as uncharacterized. The transcript is spliced from 3 exons. Gene Ontology annotation, biological process: vacuole organization; endosome organization; organelle fusion. Lineage: Eukaryota; Ciliophora; Oligohymenophorea; Peniculida; Parameciidae. The record is from RefSeq and is a predicted model, not a curated record. Gene Ontology annotation, molecular function: protein-macromolecule adaptor activity. Gene Ontology annotation, cellular component: endosome; HOPS complex.
AUGACAGAUUAAAUUUCUCUAUUCGAUGAAAAUGAUGAAGACUUGGUUGCGGAUUACGGAUUCGAGUCUCAAGAAUAGGAAGAAAAGAAUACAUUCUAACUCAAGCCAUUCCAAAUUGCCGAUUUCCCUCUUGAUUAGAAUCUGAUCUCAUUUGCAAUCAAUGAUCAUUGCAUUGUCUUCACAACUGACAGGAAAAAGAUAUAUCGAUGGAGAUUCCUAAACGAAGAUGGAUGUGUUGAAUUGCCAAUCAAAACUGAAGUUGAAGGAGACAUUACAGAUCAGAUUAUGAAAUUGAGUGGACAAGUAGGUAAACAAAUAGGAGGGGCUGUUCUCAAUACAGUUUCCAAAGUUACCAAACCUCUCUUCAAUGCAUCAACGAAACGCUCGAAAAGGAUGGAUUCUGAAGAAGGCAAAUUGGAUUGCAUAUUCUUGGAACCUAAAGGAAAUCACAUCAUUGUGACCUCAAAUAAAGGGGAUGUCUAUCACGCUUGCAAAGAUGAAGAAGAAGUUCGACUUUUAGAAGGAGUUGAAAAUUACAGCAUUCGUUUUUUCUUGUGGGGAGAAGGCUCACUUUACUCAUUCCAAAAUUCUAUUAUUAUAGCAUCCAACAAUAAAAUCUAUACCUACUCACUUAAUUAUAAUAAUGAUAAACUUUUGCACACUGAAGUCUUGAGCAAAACCAUCCUAUAAAUACCUGAAAUCGAAAAAAUUGUAGAUGUUAAAAAAGUCGUGAAGAACACUAUUCAUAUGAUUUUGAUUGUCACAGAUAAGCACAUCUAUAUUUUGAAUGGCACAAAAGAUCUCAGGAAACUCUUUUAAAAAUAUCAAGAAGCCCCUGAUCUAUUUCUGAAAUCUAGAAUUGCACUCAAAGACAAAUCCUACAUCCCAAGAAUCUUUAUAGAGAACUCUGCCAUUUUAUGGACUAAUGGCAAUAAUAUACUGCUGUCUAACUAUUCUAUGCUAAUCGAAAAUCAAACCUUUUAGAAUUCCAAAAAACUUAAAAAUUAUAAACGAAAUUCAACAGAAGAGGUUAAAUUAGAGUAACUCUAUGGGUUAGGACUCACUAAAUAUCAUUACUAUCUAUUAACCUUUGACACCCUGACUGUUAUCAACUUACUAUCUAUGUCCGUUGUGGCAUACUUCGAUAUUAAUAUCAACUCCUCAGGCAAGGCUUUAGGAAUGUUAUAUGAUUAGGGAACUGAAUGCUUUUGGGUGUGGUGCACCAAUGGCAUCUUUAGAAUUAGCGUUGAAUUCGAAGACAAGGAUGCUUGGGAACAAUUGCUAGAACUCAAAUCCUAUGAAGAAGCCUUGCUUGUAAAUAAAAAAUAUGAUUCCCCCUUUUAUGGUCAGAUAUCAGGCAAAUAUGCAGACAUACUUUUCAGCCAAGCCUUACAGCUAGAUCCAUUCAAGACUCCGAAUAAUGAAAAUAUUCAAAAUGAUAUUUCUGAUAACACUUUUAUGAGAAGCAGACAUAACAGAAGCAACAUGAGAGAAAGUCUAUUCGAUGACAAAAUUGAGAAGGUUCAAAUUUCAACGGAGAUUGUUGAUAUGAAAUUCGAAUUAUAUCGAAAAGCUGCCCUCUAUUACUUUGGUAGCAAUAGAUCUUAUGAAUAAGUCAUUUUACAAUAUGAAAUGGGAGAAAUCAAUUACAAUAGGGAUGGUCUGAUAGAAAACUAUCUUAAACCUAUGGUUGAACUACUGGAUAAAGAAUUAAAGUAAAUUGUAUUCAAAAAGAUUUUGGAACUUCUCAUGCUCUCAAUCACAAAUUAAGGAACGAUCAAAGCCUUUCUGGAAUAAUAUAAAACUGACUUGGAAGUAGAUUCAGUCAUACCUACAUUGAAAGUCCAUGGAUUAACUUACUUAGAAACUUAUUUCAUCGAAUUGAAAUAGGAUCAUAAAACAGUUGUUUAAAACCUAUUGAUUUAAGAAGAUUAUAGAUCUGUCUAAGAGAAACUAUCAUCUUUAAAUGAUAAUGAUUUACUAAUUAAUCUAGUCUAUAAAUACUCCUAUGUUAUCAUGAAAUACAAUACAUAAUAAACCUUAGAUUUAUUUAAGAAAAUCGAUGCCUUGGAUGCACAAAAAAUGCUUUCAAUUUUGCUGGAUGUUCCUUCCAAAAGCAAAGAAUUAGCCAUUCAAUUUAUGCAAUAUUGUAUCUUUGUGAAGUCUCGCAAGAUCACAGAUAUAAAUUUUAACAACCUUUAUCUUCAAUAUCUGGCAGAUCUUGGGAAGGUUGAGCAAAUUAUGUAUUACAUUAAUGAACAAAUUAACUAAAACGAAAACGGAGAAAAGAUUAAAUUUGAUUUGAAUUAUGCAUCUUAGUUGUUCGUGAAGACUAAUUUAUUGUAGCCAUAUGUUUAUAUACUGCAAAUGUUAGGCGAUUUUGAAAAUGCCAUCAAAAAGGCCAUUGAAAUAGAUCUUAUUGAGGAUGCUAAGAAUAUUGCAUUAAAAUGUGAAGACAAUAACAAAUAAAGAUAAUUGUGGAUUCUAUAAAUUAGAUUGAUGUUGGAGAAAGGUGGCAAAUACGUUAAAUAGAUAGUUCAAUUAACUAGAGAAAUUCCCCUAAUUAAGGCAGAAGAUAUUCUACCUUAUUUGACUUAGAAUAUUAAAUUAGACGAUUUCAAAGACGAAAUCUGUGAAACUUUGGAGGAAUAUCAUGAUUAAGUUGAAAAACAGCAAAAUGAGCUUGAAGGAUACAUCAAAUCAAAUGAAAAUUUAAAAAAGCUAUUGCUACAAACUAGUAAUAGGUACAUUUUUGUAUCCUAGAAAACUAAAUGCGAAAAUUGCUUUAGAAAACUUUUCCAAGAGGAUUAUAUUGUUUUUGAGUGUUCACAUGGUUUUCAUAGGGAAUGCAUUCUUCAAUAUGUUAAAAGUAAUCCAACUGUAUUGGAUUAAAAGACUUAUCAAAGUAUGCUCUAUUUAGAAAAAUAGUUAAAUGACAUUGAAAAACUGUAAAUACAAACAAACUAAAGUAAGCCUGAUGAAUCGAUUUUUGGAUUUUUCACUGCUUCGAAUUAAAUUACUUUAAAUAAUUAAAGAAAUGCUAGAAAUGAAUAAUAAAAGAAAUUUCAAUCAGAACUUAAUGAUAUUUUAUAUAAGGAUUGUCCUGUGUGUGGCAAUUUUAUAUUUGAUUAAAUUUUAUUGCCAUUAGACAAUGAUGAGUAUACUGAGGAGACUUGGUUUAUAUGA